Molecule: messenger RNA, 1615 nt
Organism: Crotalus tigris (Tiger rattlesnake)
Lineage: Eukaryota; Metazoa; Chordata; Lepidosauria; Squamata; Viperidae
Product: putative olfactory receptor 2B8
Exons: 2
Coding region: 330-1247 (305 amino acids)
Biological process (GO): G protein-coupled receptor signaling pathway
Cellular component (GO): membrane
Molecular function (GO): olfactory receptor activity; G protein-coupled receptor activity
Source: RefSeq, a predicted model, not a curated record
UCCAAGAUAUCUUUAGAGACUGUGUUAUUAUCCAAGAUAAUUUAGAUGUCGUUUCUGAUAAUGAACUGCUGAGCUCCUCCCAAAACAAUUCUUUAAUUUUCUUUUACUAAAGACACUUUCUAUGAAAGCUUUUGAAGAUUCUUCCAUGAUAGACCUGCAAAAUCCUAAGUAGAUACAUAAUAUCUGGCUUUCAUAGAAAGCAAAUGGAUCAUCUUCCAUCUUGCUAAGCACUUAAUAGAAGAUAUUAAUAUGCUGGGUUCUUUCUUGAUGGAUGAGGAACAUCUCACUGGCUCAAGGUUGACUCAGUCUUCCAUCCUUCCAAGGAGACCAUGACAGAAGCCGAGAACUUCACGUCUGUCAAGGAAUUCAUCUUGCUGGGACUCACCACCCACAGAAAUAGUCAGCUUCUCCUCUUUGGGGUCAUUCUUAUCAUCUACUUGCUUACAGUUUUGGGAAACCUGCUGAUCAUUGUAUUGGUGCGGACUGAUAAAAAACUCCACACACCCAUGUAUUAUUUUCUCUCACACCUUGCAUGGGUAGAUAUGUGUUACGUAACCACCACCAUGCCUCUCAUGUUGACUCAGCUCCUGACUGGAGAUGGAGCCAUUUCUUUAGCAUUCUGCAUGGUCCAGAUAUACACUGCAGUGGCCUUAGGUGGUGUUGAGAUUCUCCUGUUUGGGGUUAUGGCCUAUGACCGCUACCUGGCUAUCUGCCGUCCUUUACUUUACCCUGUUCUCAUGAACAAGAGCUGCCAAUUGCAGUGCAGUUCAACAUGCUGGAUAACAGCUCCUCUGGUCUCUCUGAUUUACAUUGUCUGCCUUCUUUGCCAAAACUAUUGUGGCCCCAAUCAGAUCAAUAACUUCAUAUGUGAGAUGCCAGUGGUGCUGAAACUUGCAUGUGGUGAUACCAAAAUUGUUGAGGCCAUUAUUUUUGGUAUAGGAGGAUUUUUCCUUUUGCUUCCCCUUUCUAUUGUAUUGGCCUCCUAUGGUUUUAUUCUUCAUUCUGUCUUACAAAUGCAAUCAAGUGGGCGGCGCAAAGCUUUCUCUACCUGUGGCUCCCAUCUCCUUGUGAUCUCCAUGUUUUAUGGUCCUUUGCUUUGGGUGUACAUAAUUCCAAAGACUAAUUCAGCUACUGAUUGUGAUAAACAAAUAGCAAUCUUCUAUGUUUUGAUCACCCCUCUGCUCAACUCUAUCAUUUACACCCUGCGAAACAAAGACUUUCAUAGGGCAGUAGCCAAGAUCUUGUGAAGAAGGUCAUACUUGAAGACAUGUAUUAGGUAUUCUGUCAUGGGUAAUCUUUUUUUUUUAAAAAAAGCUGAUGGUCCUUAAGUGGCUGAUUACGAGUAUUACUCCAUAAAUAUUUGAAAGCCUUUGUUUCUUUAACCUUGAAAUCAAGUCAAGUCUGUGGAUGAUCUAUCUGUCCGAAUAAUCUUCAUCUAGUAAUUAUGUUGAGAUGUUGAAACCUUAAAACAAAGUUCUUUGUGGUCUAAAGAACAUGAACCCCCACUGUUGUGUCCUGAGCCUGCAAAUGCAAUGGUCCCGGGCCUUGCAGAAGCUGCCUGGGACCAGACUGAGUGGCAGUGGCUUUGCGUGCAUGCGCAAGGCGCGAAAAGUGC